AAGUCAUGACCACGGAAAACAAGUCCCAGUCGAAGCGGAAAAAUGGAGUUGCCUGUUCAAGCUCGAUGGGAAAACAGAAACGGAAGCGUAUUGGGGAGCAAGGAGGACGGGCAGCAAAGUCAACUCCUUCCCGACAGACCUUGACCGUAAAUGCCACGGAGUCAGAAGCAUUCCCAAAAAUUAGUCUUAGCCCCGAAGACAAUUCAAAUGUCCUUGAAUCGAAAUCCCAUGUAGCUGUGGACUGCAAGAGGAGCACUUCUGACAAGUCAAAAGAGGCAAAGAAAGUCAAGAGAUCGACGAGAGCGGCUGACUAUCACAAACCACCGGUGGAGCGCUCAGAGGCUUAUGCCGCCAGUCUCCGCACCCGAAAAGGUGCACCUGAUCCAGAAGAGGACGACCGUCCUCCAUCUAACACAUUUACGUACAAGAAAAACUACCAGCUUCACGCAACAUUUGCAGACACCUACGCUCAAGGACCGUUCACUACCGGAGAACGUGAGAGAAUCCAGCACGCCAUCGACCUAUACUUAGAGGAGCAUGCCAUACCUAAGGAAGACCUUCCUUUGCUGAUUACCCGGCGCACCAAAUUGACCGAUACGGAGGGGGCACCGAUAGAAAAUCCAUACGCAAAUAAGCGGUAUACCAAAUGGAUGCUUCAAGUACACAGAGCUGCACGAAUUAACCGCACCCUUUCACAAUUGAUGGUUUACUUGAAGAGGACGUAUAAUGCAACAUGGGACUGUCAGCCUAGAAAGGUCAAGAUGGAGUGGACUGAAGAAGCAGAUGACAGGCUAAGGGCCCUAGUGCUAAGAGGGAUGAAAUGGGCAGACAUUGAUCGAGAGAUGGGCCUACGUGAUAAUGCUAGUAGGUUGCGCUGGCGGCGGAUUAUGUUUUGGGAGAAAUGCCCGAAAGAUAUUCGAGAGAGAACCUGGACGAAAGAGGAGCACGAACGGCUGGUGACAAUCGUCAAAGAAGUCAUGGAACGCGACGGUAUUGACGAUCCUCUCAAAUUCAACCAGUGGUCGCUGGUUGCCGCGAAGUUCGAAACCAGAAGUGCCUCACAACUCCGGUGGCAAUGGUAUAAAAAUAUCGCGAGCUUAUCGGAAUUCGAGUCUGAGGAAACACCACGGCCAGUUUGGACUACAAACGAUGACCGGGAGCUGCUAUCCCGAAUGCUGGCUCUCUGUGACGGCGCAUAUGAUGAGUCUGAAGUCGACUGGGAUGCUUUGAAGGGUGAGGAUUGGAAGAUGUGGCCUGCUAGCAAACUCAAAGAGCGAUGGCUUAGAGCAAGAGCGCGAGUUCCAGAUUUGGAAAGCUACACUUUCAUUGAGACUGUGAGAAUCGCGUUAUCACUUAUGCCCCUACCUAACAUCAAAUCCGAGGAGUUCAUUGAGGAUAGCGAUGAUGAAAAGAUUGAUCAAGUAGAAUUGCUUCCCGAUACCCUUGAUAGCGAAGAAGAGGACCUAGAUUUUAGUAUAGUAAGGCGGGAUCUGCAAGUCAGAGUGGAGGGAGCUGCUAAUGCGAAGGACCAGUUGAAUAGGGAGUUGGAAUUCGAUAGGACACGUCCUAUUGACUUGGCAGCAAGACCGGACAUUGACAUCUAUGAUCAGGAAAUUUGCGAAGGACAGGAUGCAGAGUUAGCGGAUGAACAUCAGCCAUUGCGAGCAGAUCACGCAGAUUCGGCCCGUGGACAGACUAAAAGGUCAAACCCCGAUGAGAGCCAUCAGAAAGGAGAUAUACAACAUCUGCAGGCACGGAUAAAAAAGAAGAAAAAGAAAAGUUCGUCGCGCGAGAAGAAUCAAUCCCAAGGGAUCCCUGAAAGAAAAAAGCUGAAAAAAGAAGGUGGCGGAGAUGCGCUGAUACAACUCGAUCAGGCACAUGCUACUGCUCUUCAUGGAUCUGAGACAGCGGAAAAGCGGAAACUUCAGCAUUCAGAUGACGAGAAACUGCAAAAGAAGAAGAAGAAAGUGAAGCGGGUGCCAGUCGGGAAGGAGACCACUCGACCUAAUGUUCAAGAGAAUGUAGCUGCAUCGACAAGUCAACAAGGUAAUGGAUCUGAGAAGCGGGCGAAAAUAAAGAAAAAGAAGAAAAAGGAACAGUUGAGCCGGUGA
This is a messenger RNA of Spizellomyces punctatus DAOM BR117, 2111 nucleotides long. RefSeq lists its product as uncharacterized. Gene Ontology annotation, biological process: regulation of DNA-templated transcription. Gene Ontology annotation, molecular function: DNA-binding transcription factor activity; transcription cis-regulatory region binding. The record is from RefSeq and is a predicted model, not a curated record. Lineage: Eukaryota; Fungi; Chytridiomycota; Chytridiomycetes; Spizellomycetales; Spizellomycetaceae. The transcript has a single exon. Gene Ontology annotation, cellular component: nucleus. The coding region runs from base 6 to 2111 and encodes 701 amino acids.